Molecule: messenger RNA, 858 nt
Organism: Ostertagia ostertagi
Lineage: Eukaryota; Metazoa; Nematoda; Chromadorea; Rhabditida; Trichostrongylidae
Source: the annotation of a GenBank genome assembly
ACGAAUUUGAAAAAUCUGGAAACAACUGCCACCUACGACCCGAAAACUGAAGAGUUUGUUAUCAACUCACCAACAAUUACUGCGGCCAAAUGGUGGCCUGGUGCUCUCGGCAAAUCUUCUAACUAUGCCAUUGUUGUCGCUCAACUCUACACUCAAGGAGUUUGCCACGGACCGCAUCCGUUUAUCGUUCAGUUGCGAGAUCUUGAUUCCCACAAACCAAUGAAAGGUGUCCGCGUUGGCGAUAUCGGUCCCAAGUUCGGCUUCAAUUCCAGCGAUAAUGGCUUUUUGUUGUUCGACAAUUACAGAAUCCCACGACAGAACAUGCUAAUGCGAUACUCCAAGGUGGAACGAGAUGGCACAUACGUCGCUCCGAAGCACUCGAAGCUUGGUUACGGUACGAUGGUCUUCGUACGGUCAAUAAUGAUCAAGGAUCAAGCUACCCAACUUGCUGCUGCCGCUUGCAUAGCAACACGUUACUCGGCGAUCAGGCGGCAGGGAGAAAUCGAGCAAGGGGCCGGUGAAGUACAAAUCCUCGACUAUCAAACACAACAAUUCCGCCUCAUGCCACAGCUGGCUCGAGCAUUCGCCUUCAUGUUCGCAGCGUAUGAAAUUCGUGAUAUGUAUAUGAAGGUCACUGAACAACUAACUCAUGGCAAUGUUGACCUUCUUCCCGAGAUUCACGCAUUGUCCUCUGGCUUGAAAUCGGUCGUUUCAUGGGAAGCCGCCCAGGGCAUCGAACAAUGUCGUUUGGCCUGUUUGGCUGGUCAUGGCAUAUUCAUCGGCAUCGGGCCUGUUCCGAAUCUACGCCCUAUUCCAGUUGACGUGUUGACUAUGAGGAGCGAGAUAUCGUCAUGUUGU